Messenger RNA from Anguilla rostrata (American eel), 7823 nucleotides. RefSeq names its product arginine-glutamic acid dipeptide repeats protein-like. Gene Ontology annotation, molecular function: chromatin binding; transcription corepressor activity; sequence-specific DNA binding. Gene Ontology annotation, cellular component: nucleus. Lineage: Eukaryota; Metazoa; Chordata; Actinopteri; Anguilliformes; Anguillidae. Bases 695 to 5353 code for a protein of 1552 amino acids. Gene Ontology annotation, biological process: regulation of DNA-templated transcription. The transcript has 22 exons. The record is from RefSeq and is a predicted model, not a curated record.
AGGUCAGCCGUGUGUAUGCGUCUGUACAACAGCUGAGGGAGGGGGGCAUCCAGAGAGAUAGGCAGAACGUGGUGUGUGUGCGUGUAUGAGAGUGUGUGUGCGUGUGUGUGUGUGCGUGCGCGCAUACGAGAGAGGGAGAGGGGGGACAGAGCGCGUGUGUGGAAAAAGGAAGCGGAGUCGGUAAACGGCGAACUCGCUGAUUUCCUAUCGCAAACUACAGUGCUGUAUCUGGUACUUCAGCAUCGAGAGACACGGCACAGCACAAGCGGACCGGGUGAAGCCGUGUGUUUCACCCGUCCCUUGGCGUUUUUUGUUAGAAUAAAUUAGCGAAGCAAGGCCGUCUUUUGUUGAAGCAAGUGCCCAUUGCUUCUGUGCGGACAGCGACUGUUAACGGAUAAAAUGCCUGCGUGAUACUGUUUGGUCCGUUCUUGGAUUUGGCCCAGGCCAGGAGGAAGGUUCUGAAGGGGUCAGUUCGUAGUCGCGGACGGAAUUGCGACUGAAGUUUUUUUUGCUGCAGACUGUUGGAACUUAAAGAUAAUCAGACUGGCGGCUCUUGUGAAUUCGCGGGGUUGUUGGUGAGGCUGAAUUUUUCCUGGAUUUGAGUGGUAAAUUCAGAAGACUGAAGCCCAGGCUCACUGUCUACCUUUCACGGAGGCCCAGCCGUGAGAGGACGCAGCAAGGCACCUGGCGAAUCAUGACCGCCGACAAAGAGAAGGACAAGGAGCGCGAGCGCGAGCGGGACCGGGACCGCGACCGGGACAGAGACCGGGACCGGGACAAGCGGGACAAGGCCCGCGAGAGCGAGAGCUCGCGGCCCCGCCGCAGCUGCACCCUGGAGGGCGGGGCCAAGAACUACGCCGAGAGCGACCACAGCGAGGACGAGGACAACGACGCGGCCAGCGCCACCACCGAGGAGUCCUCCAAGAAGGGCAAGAAGAAGACGCCCAAGAAGAAGUCGCGCUACGAGCGCACGGAGAACGGGGAGAUCACCUCCUUCAUCACCGAGGACGAGACCGUCUACAGACCGGGCGAUUGCGUGUACAUCGAGAGCCGCCGGCCCAACACUCCCUACUUCAUCUGCAGCAUUCAGGAUUUCAAACUGAGUAAACGGGACCAUCUGCUGAUGAGCGUGAAAUGGUACUACCGGCAGUCGGAGGUCCCGGACUCCGUGUACCAGCACCUGGUGCAGGACCGCAACAACGAGAACGAUUCUGGGCGAGAGCUGGUCAUCACCGAUCCGGUGGUGAAGAGCCGGGAGCUCUUCAUCUCAGACUACGUGGACACCUACCACGCCGCUGCUCUCAGAGGGAAAUGUAACAUCUCCCAUUUCUCCGACAUCUUCGUUGCCCGGGAGUUCAAAGCCCGCAUCGACUCCUUUUUCUACAUCCUGGGAUACAACCCGGAGACCAGGCGCCUAAACAGCACGCAAGGGGAGAUUCGGGUGGGUCCCAGUCACCAGGCCAAGCUCCCGGAGCUGCAGCCCCUCCCACCCCCCGGUGGCCAGGUGGUGACUGAGAAUGAGGAGCUGGUUUGGAUGCCCGGGGUGAACGACUGCGACCUCCUGAUGUACCUGAGAGCUGCCAGGAGCAUGGCGGCCUUCGCAGGGAUGUGCGAUGGCGGGUCCACUGAGGACGGCUGCCUGGCUGCAUCGCGGGACGACACUACGCUAAACGCUUUAAACACGCUGCACGAGAGUAAUUACGAUGCGGGGAAGGCCCUGCAGCGGCUGGUGAAGAAGCCCGUUCCAAAACUCAUCGAGAAGUGCUGGUCUGAAGACGAAGUGAAGCGGUUCAUUAAAGGGCUGAGACAGUACGGCAAGAACUUCUUCAGGAUUCGCAAGGAGUUGCUGCCCAACAAGGAAACGGGGGAGCUGAUCACGUUCUACUACUACUGGAAGAAGACGCCGGAAGCCGCGGGCUCCCGGGCCCACCGCCGGCACCGACGGCAGCCCGUCUUCCGCCGGAUCAAGACCCGCACCGCCUCCACGCCCGUCAGCACCCCGUCCCGCCCCCCUUCCAGUGAGUUCCUGGACCUCAGCUCGGCCAGUGAGGAUGACUUCGACAGCGAAGACAGCGAGCAGGAACUGAAAGGAUACGCCUGCCGCCACUGCUUCUCCACCACUUCUAAGGACUGGCACCACGGGGGCCGGGAGAACAUCCUGCUGUGCACCGACUGCCGGAUCCACUUCAAGAAGUACGGAGAGCUGCCGCCCAUCGACAAGCCCGUCGACCCCCCGCCGUUCAUGUUCAAACCCGUCAAAGAGGAAGAGGAUGGGCUCGGGGGGAAGCAUAGCAUGAGGACCCGCCGCAACAGAGGCUCGAUGUCUACCCUCCGAAGCGGGCGGAAGAAGCAGACGGCCAGCCCGGACGGCCGCGCCUCACCCACCAAUGAGGAGCUGCGUUCCAGCGGCCGCGCCUCCCCCAGCGCCGCCAGCACCUCCAGCACCGACAGCAAGACCGAGUCGCUCAAGAGGCCCAGCAAGAAGAUUAAAGAGGAGGCAACUUCGCCCAUGAAGACCGCCAAGCGGCAGCGAGAGAAGGGCGCCUCGGACACGGAGGAGCUGGAGAGAGGAGCCACCGCCAAGAAGUCCAAGACUCAGGAGCUGAACCGGCCGGACUCCCCCUCGGAGUGCGAGGGCGAGGGCGAGGGCGAGAGCUCGGACGGCCGCAGCGUCAACGGCGAGGGCAGCAGCGACCCCAAAGACAUCGACCAGGACAACCGCAGCUCCUCCCCCAGCAUCCCCAGCCCCCGCGACAACGAGAGCGACUCGGACAGCUCCGCCCAGCAGCAGGUCCUCCAGGCGCAGCACCCGCCCGUCAUCCAGGCCCCCGCCGGCCCCGCCCCCCAGGCCUCGGCCGGCCCCGCCCCUGCCCCGCCCGCGCCCGGAGCCCCCUCCCUGGCUCCUCAGACGGCCCCGCCCGUCGGGCCGGGCUCCGCGCCCCCCCAGGGGCCCCCGCAGGCCUCCCCGCUCUCCCUCAUCCAGCAGGGGGCGCCGCUGCACCCACAGAGGCUCCCCUCGCCGCACUCGCCCGUCCAGGCUCCGCCCCCCUCUCAGGCCGGCCCCCAGCCGCUCCAGCCGCCUCUCCCCGGCCAGCUGCCGCCCCUCCCCCACCCGCUGCAGGCUGGCCACGCCCACCUGCCGCACCCUCAUUCGCUACCUCCGCAGCCCUUCCCCCUGGUGCCUCAGCCUCCACUGCUCCCCCAGGCCCAGCUGCAGCCCCACACGCCCCCCUCCCAAAUGCUGGGACCCGCCCAGCCCCCCAGGGAGCAGCCUCUGCCCCCCGCCCCCAUGUCCAUGCCCCACAUCAAGCCACCGCCCACCACGCCCAUCCCGCACAUGCCCAACCCUGCGUCCCACAAGCACCCCCCACACCUCUCUGCCCCGCCCUUCCCCCAGAUGCCCUCCAACCUGCCCCCGCCGCCCGCCUUAAAGCCCCUCAGCUCCCUCUCCACCCACCACCCGCCCUCCGCCCACCCGCCCCCCCUGCAGCUAAUGCCCCAGGGCAGCAGCUACAGCCCCGCCCGCCCAGCCGCCCCGUGCUCACCCAAUCACAGAGCCUCCCUGCCACCGGGAGCCACCUGCCCCCUCAGCGCCCCCCUGCCCCCUCCGCCUCCGCGCACCCCGCCCCCUCGCAGCCCCCUUCCCCCCGCACCCCACCCCUUCAUCCCCGGCGGGCCGCCCAUCCUGCCUCCGGCGUCCGCCCCCUCUUCGUCCUCCUCGUCCUCCUCCUCGUCCUCCGCCUCCUUGUCCAGCCUGCAGUGCCCGCCCUCCUCCUCUUCCUCCUCCUCCUCCUCCUCCAUCUCCAUGCCCUUGCCCGCCUCUGUGGGGGGGCCCUGCCCCGCCCCCUCGGCCGUCCCGCCCGUCCAGAUCAAGGAGGAGCCCCUGGACGAGUCGGAGGAGCCGGAGAGCCCCCCUCCCCCGCAGAGGAGCCCGUCCCCCGAGCCCACCGUCGUCAACACGCCCAGCCACGCCAGCCAAUCAGCACGCUUCUACAAGCACCUGGACCGCGGCUACAACACGUGCGCCAGGACGGACUUCUACUUCACCCCGCUGGCCUCCUCCAAGCUGGCCAAGAAGCGGGAGGAGGCCCUGGAGAAGGCCAAGAGGGAGGCUGAGCAGAAGGCGCGGGAGGAGAAGGAGAAAGAGAAGGAGAAGGAGAAGGAGCGAGAGAGGGAGCGGGAGCGAGAGCGGGAGGCUGAGCGAGCUGCUAAAGCGCCCGGCUCGUCUCACGACGGCCGAUUGGGCGACCCCCAGAUGGCGGGCCCCGCCCACAUGCGGCCGUCCUUCGAGCCGCCACCCACCACCAUCGCGGCGGUGCCCCCUUACAUCGGGCCGGACACGCCCGCCCUGCGCACCCUCAGCGAGUACGCCCGCCCCCACGUCAUGUCCCCGACCAAUCGGAACCACCCGUUCUUCGUGUCGCUGAACCCGGCCGACCCGCUGCUGGCCUAUCACAUGCCGGGGCUGUACAGCGCCGACCCGGGCAUGCGCGAGCUGCGGGAGCGCGAGCUGCGGGAGCGCGAGAUCCGUGAGCGGGAGCUGCGCGAGAGGAUGAAGCCCGGGUUCGAGGUCAAGCCGCCCGAGCUGGAGGGCCUGCACCCGGGCGCCAACCCCAUGGAGCACUUCGCCCGGCACGGCGCCCUCACGCUGCCCCACAUGGCGGGGCACCACCCCUUCGCCGCCUUCCACCCGGGCCUCAACCCGCUGGAGCGGGAGCGGCUGGCGCUGGCCGGCCCCCAGCUCCGCCCCGACAUGACCUACCCCGAGCGGCUGGCCGCCGAGCGCCUCCACGCCGAGAGGAUGGCGUCCGUCGCCAACGACCCCAUCGCCCGGCUGCAGAUGUUCAACGUGACGCCGCACCACCACCAGCACUCCCACAUACACUCGCACCUCCACCUGCACCAGCAGGACCCGCUGCACCAAGGCGGUGGUGAAUGUCUUGUGUGUCCCCCAGGUUCUGGGGGCCACCCGCUGGUUGACCCACUGGCGGCUGGACCCCACCUGGCCCGGUUUCCCUACCCGCCUGGCGCCAUCCCAAACCCGCUGCUGGGACAGCCCCCCCACGAGCAUGAGAUGCUGCGGCACCCUGUGUUCGGAACCCCGUACCCGCGGGACCUCCCCGGCGCGCUCCCGCCCCCCAUGUCCGCGGCGCACCAGCUGCAGGCCAUGCACGCGCAGUCGGCCGAGCUGCAGCGGCUCGCCAUGGAGCAGCAGUGGCUGCACGGCCACCACCACAUGCACGGGGGCCCGCUGCCCGGGCAGGAGGACUACUACAGCCAGUGCAGCGAGCUGAUGAGGGGUGCUAUCUGUUUUUGCAGCCGCCUGAAGAAGGAGGGUGACAAACAGCUUUAGCCCUGUGGCCCCUGUGCGGAGCCCCCGGAUACGGCAUGGCCACACACAGGAAGCUGUUACAGGACUGUCUGGCAGAGGAACUGUGUCUCUGGAACAAAUCAGAGAGGGGAAAAAAAAAAAACGGCAGGAGAAGAUGAUCUGAAGAUUUUUAUUUUUUUCCGGCUUUUUAUUUCCUGUUCUGGACGUGUUUAUUUUUUAAAGAAAUUGACUUUAUUUGAUAUAUAUAUAUCUAUAUAUAUAUAGCCCUCAAGUAGCGACAACGUCCUCCAGACUGAUUGUGACUUCCCUGCAUGUGAAAUUCACUGAGAAACUUCCCUGGCGUUUUCAGCGUAGGUGCUAGAAUACAAGACACUUUGUCACUGUGCUUAAAGGAGAGAGAGGAAAAAAAAAAGACAAAAGAACGGUUGGGCCAUUAUUUGAGAAAUCUUUUAAAGUGCUAUCUUAAAUUCAACAGUUAUUUUAAUACAUCGUAGGAAGUUUUCAUAAUUUUAAAGAGCUACAGCAUGGCAUUUUUUGAGUCUGUACUGUAAAUAUAUAUAUAUAAAUAUAAUUAUAAUUAUUAGGUGUGGAUUCCUAACCAAGGUUGUUAGACCUCCGAUAUUAUUGUUCUGAAGCAUUAUCCCUUUGUUUCUGAGGGGAGCACGAUGGCAUUACUCUGAACAGAAAAUGGAUUCUGGGAUAGCCGCAGCCCGUGAACGUGGUUGCCGGGAGACAGGUAUAGGACGGUGUAUCCGCCCCCAAACCGAGGACCCCUCCCGUCGUCGUCGUCCUCCUAAGGCCGAACACAAGCAGUGCAUCCUCCAGGCCCUGGACCCUCAGCCUUUUCCCUGUGUGGUUAACUAAAAAAAAAAAAAGAAAAAGAAUUUGGGUUUGUGUUUUGUAACGCUUGAGGAGGAGUGGGUCUGUCAUGUGGUUACUAUGGGUUACACACCAGGGCCGCUGACCCCACAGUCCAGAGAGAUUAAGUUGCACUGAAAGACCACAGACACAGUAUUUAAUAGCAUAUCAUUGGCUUUACAAAAGGAAUGCACUUUUUCAACAUUUGGUCACUUCUCAAAUAUUGCCCUGUACCAAAGUGAUAAAAAGUAUUUUUGAAAAAGGCUUUACCGGCAUAUUUAUUUGAGUAAAUAAGUGUAAGUAUAUAACAGAGAAAAAUGCACAGGAUUAGUUCAUUAUUGGUACAAACUAACUAAAAACUACUUUCAUUUUUAUCUUUUUUUUGCCAUUUAAAAGAAUGGCAGUUCUCACAGCAGUUUGUCCGUUUCGUCACGAUGGUAUUACCUUUAAAAAGCUGAACUUUGUGUAGCUGGACACCACUGUUAAAGUCGCUGUAGAACUAGGUGCUAACGAGCGAGCCGUGCCGAUGCUCCCCUCGAUAACCUGCUCGUACUGUCUCACGACCACUUCCUGUCUUUUUGUUUUUAUUAAUCUUUUUUUAUUGCGAAAGAGCGUUUGUCGCUUUCGUCUCCUCAACGGAAUGACGCGGUUCCGUGUUCACUGUGACGUCAGCGGCGGAGGGGGUGAGCUGGAAACGCUCGGAGCGGGCAAGUGAGCACGUUUGCGCGAGGCGAAAGGCAAACAGGAAGCGGUCACCGGAGGACCUCUCUGCAUUCCGUGACCUCUCUGUACCGUUACGUGGUGCACACGGUCAUUCCCGGCUCUCUUUCUGUCUCUUAUUCCUCGUGUCCACUUUACUGCCUCUGUCUGCAGCAGGGGUUUCGUAUUCGCCAUCUCAGACUGUUACUAGAUGUGGGGAUCACUGUCAUAAUGGUUUCUGUGUCAGACUAUGUACGGUAGUUUUAUAGUCCAUGGACAUUUCCCCUCCUGUUUCAUUUUGUGUUCCUGUAUUCUUUUUUUUGUUUGUUUGUUUUUUUUUUUUUGUAUUUUAAUAACUGUUAUAUACUAUUACAGUAUAAAUGAUACAGAAUCACUACAGUGGGGGAGGGAGGGAGGGAGGGGAAGGGGGGGCACAGAAAAAGCAAAGCAAAAAGCGGAUAUUUUCUUGGUCUGUGUGACAUGUGACUAGCUGGGUCAUUAGGAAGGAGUGUGUGAAAUUCAGACCCAUCCUUCCUGAAAUUAAUGAUCCGAAAAUCAGGAGUUACAUACUUAAAUACUCUAAAUUUGAACCCGCCAUCUACCUGCCUGUGUCUGGUACCAUGUAUUAGAAACAUUUCUGUUACUUUCUUCCCCCUCGUCUCAAACCUUUGAUGUUAAGUGUUGUCAAUGGUUUAGCUUCUUGUUUUAAAGCAGCAAUAGCAGAAUGUAAAUUCUGACUGCUAAAAUUUAUAUAUAUACUGGUAUCUUGAAGCUUAUUGUAUAUAUUAGUAGUUUGCCAUGGGAUGACACAAAUGUAAACACAAAGUAGAAAUAAUUCAGAAAAGUUGUGAGUCCUGUGUUUUCUCCAUUUGAGUAUUUUGUAAUUUUUUUGAAAAAUUUGUGGAAUUAAAAUAAACUAAGUUACGCCACAUUA